UUCACUGGCUUAAACUGUGUCAACAGCAACAACUGCGCCAAUCCCACGAAGUUUAUCUGAUAUACAUCACACCAUUUAAAUAGGCGCAAUUCGUAGGAAACUAACAUUGAUUGUUUUUCAAAAAGUUUUCCUGAACUUUAUUUCUUUGAUAAAUCUUCGUUUGAAGCGGAAUAUUAACCAGCAUUUACCAGAACAAGGAAGCUCAUCUAUCCCAGCCAUACAUCCACAUAUUGGAGUACAGCAAAACUUUAAAGCUCCCACUGACACCGCUUGUCACCUCCAGUUCUGCAUCGCCUUCUCCCGAGCCAAAGGGACACCGUGGAUCGGAGUGAGGAUACAUGGCGGCGUUAGCGGGGGCCGUGCCCCGCAUGAUGCGCCCCUCGCUGGCCCAGAGCUAUCCGCGAAGCGGCUUCCCGUUGGAAGUUUCCACGCCGUUAGGUCAAGGCAGAGUAAACCAGCUCGGUGGAGUCUUCAUUAACGGCCGACCUCUGCCGAAUCACAUCCGUCACAAGAUCGUGGAGAUGGCACACCACGGCAUCCGGCCCUGCGUCAUCUCCCGCCAGCUGCGCGUCUCUCACGGCUGCGUCUCUAAAAUCCUGUGCAGGUACCAGGAGACUGGUUCCAUCCGGCCUGGUGCGAUCGGAGGGAGCAAGCCAAAGCAGGUGACCACGCCGGAUGUGGAGAAGAAAAUAGAGGAGUACAAGAGAGACAACCCCGGAAUGUUCAGCUGGGAAAUACGCGAUAAACUAUUAAAAGAUGGAAUCUGCGACAGAAACAACGUUCCUUCCGUGAGUUCAAUCAGUCGCAUAAUGCGGAGUAAAUUCGGAGGCAAAGGUGAAGACGACGACGACGAGGACGAAAUAGAGAAGAAAGAGUUGGAGGAGAACGAACAGAGGGCCAAACACAGCAUUGGCGGGAUUCUCGGAGACAGAUCGAGCCAAUCGGACGAGGGCUCGGAGGUGGAGUCGGAGCCAGAUCUGCCCCUGAAGAGGAAGCAGAGGCGGAGUCGCACCACCUUCACAGCAGAGCAGCUGGAGGAGCUGGAGCGAGCGUUUGAGCGCACGCACUACCCCGACAUCUACACCCGCGAGGAGCUGGCCCUGCGUGCCAGACUCACUGAGGCACGCGUGCAGGUGUGGUUCAGUAACAGAAGAGCCAGAUGGAGGAAACAAGCAGGAGCCAAUCAGCUAAUGGCAUUUAAUCACCUGAUUCCAGGUGGUUUCCCACCCUCAGCUAUUUCUUCCCUGCCAGCCUAUCAGCUCUCAGACAGCCCUUACCCACCUACGUCCAUCGCACAAGCAGUUGUGUCAGAGCAGCCAGGCACAGUCCACCGUCCCCAGCCCCUCCCCCCCACCUCCAUGUCUCAGAGCAGCCUGGGGUCUGCAGGGGCGGGGCUGGACACAGGCUCCGCCUACUGCCUGCCCUCCAGCCGCCAUGGAUUCUCAGGGUACUCUGAGGGGUUUGUGUCCCCAAGUGCACCGCCUAAUACCAUGAACCCUAGCAUCAGCAAUGGCCUGUCCCCACAGGUAAUGGGUCUGUUAAACCCUGGAGGGGUGCCCCACCAGCCCCAGAGUGACUACGCCCUGUCGCCCCUGACAGGGGGGCUCGAGCCCAGCAGUGGGAUGGCAGGCAGCUGCUCACAGUCCUACUGCCCCACCAGCUACAGCUCGGCUGGGUACAGCAUGGACCUUGCCCCCCCCUAUCAGUACGGCCAGUAUGGGCAAAGUAAGGUGCCUUUCAUUAUCUGAAGCCUGAAAUCGCAUGAACUGAAGAGACCCCCAAACACUCCCCAUUACCCCUCCUGAAGAGUCCCCCAAACACUCCCCAUUACCCCUCCUGAAGAGACCCCCAAACACUCCCCAUGACCCCUCCUGAAGAGUCCCCCAAACACUCCCUAUUACCCCUCCUGAAGAAUCCCCCAAACUCUCCCCAUUACCCCUCCUGAAGAGUCCCCCAAACUCUCCCCAUUACCCCUCCUGAAGAGUCCCCCAAACUCUCCCCAUUACCCCUCCUGAAGAGUCCCCCAAACUCUCCCUAUUACCCCUCCUGAAGAGUCCCCCAAACUCUCCCCAUUACCCCUCCUGAAGAGUCCCCCAAACACUCCCCAUUACCCCUCCUGAAGAGUCCCCCAAACUCUCCCUAUUACCCCUCCUGAAGAGACCCCCAAACUCUCCCUAUUACCCCUCCUGAAGAGUCCCCCAAACUCUCCUCAUUACCCUCCUGAAGAGUCCCCCAAACUCUCCCCAUUGUCCCUCCUGAAGAGUCCCCCACUGGGGGUUUGGGUGGGUGUGGCCAGGAGCACAGGGGCACAGGAAGUGCUGAUUUCUGUAAUCAGGACCAAAAGGGUCACCUCUCCAGUUACCUGCGAUGUGACUCAUUCACCUCACAUCACACACAGAUAUGAAGGAUGGACAGACCAAAUGCCAGAAAGAAAGAAAGAAAGAGAAGGCUAAAUGUCAGUCUGUAUGUUUUACUUUUAGGGGCAAUGAUUGCAGGGAGAAGUAAAGGAUGGAGGAGGUUUAUGUGUGCAGGGGUGGGGGUGGGGGGUCUGCCCAAUGGAAUUAUGGGACAGCCAAAUCAAACCUUACAGGAACAGCUGCCCAGCCCAGACCUAGUCUCCCCGCUGUCAGUGCUUAUCAGUACCCCCCCUUUAGAAGCCUCUCUGGCCUGGCCUGGGCUUGGAGGCCAGAGGGUUGGGAUAGGAAGAGUUUAAAUGACGAGAGGCUGCUCUGCUCAAACAGAGCCUUGCUGCGGAGGGCACAUGCAGGCCACCGACAGCCAAGCAAACAAACACCCACAUUCCCAAAAACACCUGCACAACUAAAAAAAUACCCACAUUCCCUAAAAACACCCACACACCUAAAAAACACCCACAUUCCCUAAAAACACCCACACACCUAAAACAAUACCCACAUUCCCUGAAAACACCCCCACACCUAAAAAACACCCACAUUCCCUAAAAACACCCACACACCUAAAAAACACCCACAUUCCCUAAAAACACCCACACACCUAAAACAAU
Messenger RNA from Anguilla anguilla (European eel), 3022 nucleotides. It is a transcript of the gene pax3b, whose product is annotated as paired box 3b. Gene Ontology annotation, biological process: anatomical structure development; regulation of transcription by RNA polymerase II. Gene Ontology annotation, molecular function: DNA-binding transcription factor activity, RNA polymerase II-specific; RNA polymerase II cis-regulatory region sequence-specific DNA binding. Lineage: Eukaryota; Metazoa; Chordata; Actinopteri; Anguilliformes; Anguillidae. The record is from RefSeq and is a predicted model, not a curated record. The coding region runs from base 339 to 1748 and encodes 469 amino acids. The transcript is spliced from 9 exons.